Molecule: messenger RNA, 2164 nt
Organism: Python bivittatus (Burmese python)
Lineage: Eukaryota; Metazoa; Chordata; Lepidosauria; Squamata; Pythonidae
Source: RefSeq, a predicted model, not a curated record
AUGUUUUUAAUGAGAACUCCAAAACUAACAUUCAUACAUUUUUCUAUGCAGUAUGAGAAGGCCCUUCUAAGAGGUUAUGUUGAAUGCUGUUCAAACCUGACUUGGUGCACCAACCCUCAGGGCUGUGAUCAGAUUCUCUGCAAGGAAGGCCUUGGCUGUGGAGAAGCGUGUUCAAAGUGCUCUUGGAUCUCCUGCUUCAGCUGCAAUUUUCCUGAAGCUCACUAUCCUGCCAGCUGCAGUCACAUGUCUCAGUGGAUGGAUGAUGGUGGUUUCUAUGAAGGAAUGACUGUGGAAGCCCAGAGCAAGCACCUGGCCAAACUCAUAUCCAAACGCUGCCCAAGCUGCCAAGCUCAGAUAGAGAAAAAUGAAGGCUGUCUGCAUAUGACUUGUGCCAAAUGCAAUCAUGGAUUUUGUUGGCGCUGCCUGAAACCUUGGAAACCAACCCAUAAGGACUAUUACAAUUGCUCUGCCAUGGUAAGCAAAGCAGCGCGACAGGAAAAGCGUUUCCAAGACUAUAAUGAAAGGUGCAUUUUUCAUCAUCAAGCAAGGGAAUUUGCUAUGAACUUACGAAAUAGAGUUUCUACUGUCAGUGAUAUGCCACAGAUUCGGACAUUGACAUUUGUUGUUGAUGCCUGCAAAGUGCUGGAACAGGCACGAAAAGUCCUGGCAUAUUCCUGUGUCUACAGCUACUAUAAUCAAGACACGGAAAAAAUGGAUAUAAUGGAGCAACAAUCUGAGAAUCUGGAGCUGCAUACUAAUGCUCUGCAGAUCCUUUUGGAAGAGAUGUUGUUGCACUGCCAAGAUCUUGCCUCUUCCAUUCGGUUGCUCAAAGCAGAACAUUUUAAUACCGGUUUAGAGUUGGUUCGCAGGAUCCAAGAACGGCUCCUGUCAAUUCUGCAUCAUGCUACUCAGGAUUUCAGAGUGGGAUUCCAGACCCGACAAAGCUCUGAACAGAGGGAAAUUAAGUUAUCCAAUGUACCUAAUGCCACUUCUGCUUAUAAAGAGCUGGUUUUUGAUGAAGGAUCUGAUUCACCUGAUACAGAUGAUGGGGGCAAAGAGGAAGAUGAGGAUGAAGAUGAGUAUGUUCCAGAGUGGCAAGAGGAGUAUGAUGAUGAAGAUCUUGAUGAUGAUGAUAUUUCCUAUGAUGAUGAAUCAGAGAAUCUAGAGAGAGAUUCCUUUUUUUUUGGAGAUGAAGAUGAACCAUAUGAUUAGGGUUCGGCUCCAGACUCCCCAAAUUCACCAACAAAUUCUGGAGAAGAGGAACCUUCAGGCAACUUUGUCCCUACUGCAUUCUGCUUCUAUCAUUGUCAAAAAUAGCAGGGAAAGGAUUUCAGUCAAGUGGGAGUCAAUUAUACAAUCAUUUACAAUGAAGGGCACUUUCUCUUUGAGAUAGAUACCUUGUGGCUGUUCGUAAAAUUCACUGUGCCUGAUUACAUAUGAAGUUCAUUAGCCAAACAAACAAAAAAAAUUGGGGGGCAGUGAGGCUGCAGGACUGCAAGCUUUUUUAGGGAAUAAGACUAGGCUCCAGUCUAGGAAAAAGUCUGACCAUUGCCUCAACUCCAAUGCAAGCUUCAAUUUUAAGAGAGCACUGGAUGUCAUCAGUUUAUGUGAGAGUUUGCACAUCAUCCUUUCCCAUAUUUCCUGUACCUUAUUGCCCAUUGGUUACUAUUAUGCAGAAGUUUUAUUUGACAAAUGUAUUUGAGAUUAUUAUUUUGCCCAGCAUUAACUUAAAAUUCUAGAACAUAAUAGCAAUACAGCCUUAUUUAUGAGUGCCAGUUCAGUCAGAUUUGUUCUCCAAUAGUGAUUCAUACAGUAAAUACAUGGAAGCGCUAACGUGUGUGUAUGUACACACACAUGCAAUGUCUCUAAGAGGCCUCUUGUCUGCCAGAGCAAUUCUCAUUUCCAUUCUAGCACAGGCCCAAAACUAUGAACAGAGAUUUUAAUUUCAUUUCAAUAUAAAUUGUUCUGUAAGAUUCAGUGCACAGGGACAAUGGUACUCUCUAAUUAGUGAAAAGGCAACUUAGGUCAUUGAAUGUGCCUGAAUCACUUGAAUUGCAUCUCAGCAUUUGUGCUAAGAUUGUGUGUGUGUGUUUGUGGGCAUGCGUGCAUUUGCACGCUUGCAUAGAAUGCUUGCCUAUGAACAUUGGUAAAGCUUUUUUUUUUU